AUGGCUCAGAAUCCCGUUCAAGAUGUAGCUCUUGGAGACUACGCCUCCGCGCAAGCCCUCACCCAAACAGCACAGACUACGCCUCCCAAGGUCUGCAAACGCUGCCGCAAGCGCCUUUGGGUCGAGCGGCUCGACAUGGCAGUCAAGAUCUUCGGCAUCCUGGCCUUUCUGCUGUCCUGCGCGGCGUUAUGCCCGAGCAUCUGUGGCCAGGAGGACGCGCACAGGGCGACGCAGUUGGCCGAGUGGUCGGCGCUGAAGGAUUUCCUGGAGUACUGUGAGAGCACUGGAGCAGCAGUGACUGUGCUGCUGUUAGGAAUACGACACUGUCUUCUCCUCCUGAUGGUGAUGGUCACCUUCGGCGGCACGCUCGCAGCUUCGUCGGGAAGGAACAUUCUUCAGAUUACAUUCGACGUCUGGGAUUAA
Molecule: messenger RNA, 423 nt
Organism: Diaporthe amygdali
Lineage: Eukaryota; Fungi; Ascomycota; Sordariomycetes; Diaporthales; Diaporthaceae
Exons: 3
Coding region: 1-423 (140 amino acids)
Source: RefSeq, a predicted model, not a curated record